This is a messenger RNA of Adineta steineri, 452 nucleotides long. NCBI's taxonomy places the organism in Eukaryota, Metazoa, Rotifera, Eurotatoria, Adinetida, Adinetidae. The record is from the annotation of a GenBank genome assembly.
AUGUAUUCUCUUACAGCAACUAUAUUUGCUGCUAUUCUUAGUUGCUGUCUUUUAAAAGUUACUGAACAACAAUAUACACCAGAUUGGACAUCAAUAGAUUCACGUCCGUUACCAACAUGGUAUGAUGAAAGUAAAAUAGGUAUUUUUAUUCAUUGGGGUGUCUUCAGUGUACCAUCAAUUAGAUCGGAAUGGAUGUGGUGGGAUUGGAAAGGAGACAAUCCAACUUCCGAUGUUGUUUCUUUUAUGAACAAAACAUAUCCAGCGGAUUGGACAUAUGCAGAUUUUGCUCCACAAUUUCGUGCUGAAUUUUACAAUCCCAAUGAAUGGGCUGAUAUUUUUGCUGCAUCAGGUGCGAAGUCAGUUACAUUUCAUUUCGUUGUACUAACAAUUAUUAUCUCUCUAUUUUAUUUAGAUAUGUUGUUCUCACUAGCAAGGUUAAACACUUUACAAAU